Triplophysa dalaica is the source of this 3087-nucleotide messenger RNA. It is a transcript of the gene pid1, whose product is annotated as phosphotyrosine interaction domain containing 1. Bases 234 to 899 code for a protein of 221 amino acids. NCBI's taxonomy places the organism in Eukaryota, Metazoa, Chordata, Actinopteri, Cypriniformes, Nemacheilidae. Gene Ontology annotation, biological process: negative regulation of D-glucose import across plasma membrane; regulation of reactive oxygen species metabolic process; regulation of mitochondrial membrane potential. The transcript is spliced from 3 exons. Gene Ontology annotation, cellular component: cytoplasm. The record is from RefSeq and is a predicted model, not a curated record.
AGAGGGGGCGGAGGACAGAGAAAGAAAAGGGGGAGAGAAAGAAAGAAAAGGAACCGUGCGUGUUUUCGCAGGAGGAGUUUCUCUCUCUCGCACCGUUGGAAUUCACCGUCCAAACGUUUUUUAUCGGGAUUUGCUGGAGGAGCGCGAAGGAGCGAGCGAGCGCCAGCGAGCAGAUGUUAUAGCCGGACUAUCCCUCUGUUUCCAGCCUGAUAUCGAUCCUACAAUCCAGUACAAUGUGGCAGCCUGCGUCGGAACGAUUGCAGCAUUUGCAGACCAUGCUGAAGACCAAACUCAAUGUGCUGACGCUUCGGAAGGACCCGCUGCCGACGGUGAUCUUUCAUGAGCCAGAGGCUAUUGAACUGUGUUCAGCCACACCUCACACGAAGAACCGCACACACACGGGAUACAAGGUGACUUACCUAGGCAAGGUGACGAUUUCCGGCACUCAGUUCCUGUCCGGCUGCACAGAGUCAGCAGUUGUGGGAUUAUGUGACACAAAACGAAAGUCUUUAGCCUACGACGACUCCAUCACCUCUUCCAACGCCAUACUGGAGAUCCGCCCCUUCCAGGUGCGACUACAUCACCUGGAUGAGCGGGGCGAGGCCACUGUUGCCAUGGACACCUUCCAGGUCGCUCGCAUCGCGUAUUGCACAGCGGACCACAACAUUAGCCCAAACGUGUUUGCGUGGAUCUACCGGCAAAUCAACGAUGAUCUGACGUUCCAGAUGGACUGCCACGCUAUAGAGUGCGAGAGCAAAUUAGAGGCUAAAAAACUCGCCCACUCCAUGAUGGAAGCCUUUAAGAAAACCUUCCACAGCAUGCGCAGUGACGGACGCAUCCACAAGAGCGGCUCGUCCGACGAGUUCGCCGAGGAGUCAUCCACACCCGAUGACGACUGAGGGUGGGAAGGGGGGCGGAGCCUAUGUAAAGUGGGCGAAUGAGUGCUAGUUUGAGAUAAGGCAGGUACCGAUGUGUUGGUACCAUCUCUUAACCCUUAUCUUUAGACUCACUCUCUUUCUCUCUCUGUCUUUGUGCCAUAAAAUAAUAUUUAGAAAAUACAAGAAAAUAAAGAUGGAUAGAAAUGAUCAAUGGAAAUUCAAACAAAGCAUACUUUUAAGCUGACUUUUGCCUUUUUAGAUCUCGACAGAUUUGACAAAAGCAUAAAUGUACUCAAAAAACACAUUAUCAUCCUCACUUACACUCCUAUUGAAAGCUGCUGUUUUUAAAUACGAUGUUGAGAAAAUUUCCCAUAUUUGACCUGUUAAGCUACUUGUGUUUAGCCAAUCGAAAUUCUACGGAAAAUCACCUGCGAGGGGAUAUUAAGGGUGAUCUUGAUCUCAAAUAGGGCCAUUUUUAGAUAACAGAGAUGUAUUCCCUCAGCCAGUUAUAGUUUGAGAGAGAAAUUGUAUAAUUUAAUUUUUUUUGCAGCAAGUCUAGGGCAUUCCUUUACCAUUAUAAGGCCAUAGAAUCAUCACUCAUGGGGACCAUGCAUCAGUUUGUGUGUAUUUUAAAGAAGACCAAAAGUCAAAGUGUGUGAUUUAGUGUCUGUCUACAGCUCAUGAGCCUUUUAAUAACUAUGGAACUGGUUCUCUACAACAAGCUAACGUGUGCAAGCGUAUUUAGUCUUAUUCGGUCUAGCGUGCGCAUGAGUGUGCGUUUUUUGAUUUUGUGAAAGUUUGAAGUGCAAGAGUGUGUCUGUGUUUGUACGUUUGGAGAUUAACGUGAGAUAGACGUUCCAGAGAGACAUCAGUACGUACACUCAUGCAGGUCUAAUUCUUUUGAAAAUAAUACUUGAUCUUAACUUUCUUUAAUGGGAUAGUUUACCCUUCUGUGGAAGACGAAAGAAGAUAUUUUGAGAAAUGUGGUUUCGUGUCAAAUCAAUGGAGGCCAAUAUUGUUAUUUUUCUGACAUUAUACAGAAUAUCUUAUUUUGUGUUCUGCAGAAGAAAGUCUAACAUGUUUCGAAUGACAUGGCUGAGACAAAGGGAUGAAAGAACUUUCAUUUUUGGUGUGCUGUCCCUUUAAGGUUGACAUUGUUUUGAUAGUGCUACUUUUCAGUUAAAAUCAAAUCCCUAUAACCCGUCCUUGUUUAGCAUACAGUGUGUUGAGGCAUCUUUGAAAGAGUUGUGUGAAUGUUUGUGCAGGAUGAGGGAGGUUCCAGGCCCCCCAAAAACAUAGUUGCCCGAUAGAGUGCCUGUAUCUUCCCCCUAUGCUGAAUGUAUGUCUCUUGUGCUGCAAGCGCUAUAUAUGUACUGGUACUGAAAGCCUUGUUUUACAUUUUUUUUAUUUUAAAAUAUACAUUUGUAUUUGCAGGUAAUUUGGAAGCUGUAUAAUGAUUUAGAGUCAUUAUUUGUACAUGUUUUGUACAAAAUACAGAGAUGGCAUAAUGUGCGUUUGUGUUUUGUCUUAAAAUUAAACACACGCACACAUAGAUGCUUUUACACAGCUCCAGUCACCUGUGAAAACCCUUUUAUGGGAACAAUGGAUUGUGGAGCGAAAUGAGAAAUGGUAAAUGAAGGAACUAUGAAUCAGACAUAUGAUGUAUUCCAAUUUUGAAUCGGGUUCUCGAUUCAGAUUCAAAAUAGAUUCCAACGGGGUUGAUCUGGAUUCAGACAGAAAACUAAGAUGAAGUUUAGAGAACCCUAGGCAAGUGAGCAUCUAUAAAUAUAAAGAAAUAUAUAUAAAUGAUAUAUACAGUGUAUUUGAAAAUCAUUCUGUAAGCUUGUGUAAAUACAAAUGUAUCCAUUUUUCUUUUGAAUACUGCAUCAAAGGUAAAAUAUUUUGAGUUAAGCACCAUUAAAGGAAUCAGUAUUAUGGCCAACUGUGAAUCUGGAUCAGGAGCAGAAGGAAGUCUGGAGCCUGAGUGAUGAAAAUGAUGAAUUGUCAGGGCAGAGUGAUGAAAUGAGUGUCUCUUUGUUGUUUUGUUGAUUGAAUUUGAUUUUGUAAAAUUGUAGAGGAACAUUCUUCUCACUUCAUGUCUUAAUGGCUCAGACUCGCUUUAAUGUUUUGAAAUGUUACCGUAUGUGUUUUUUAUGCUGUAUUUGCAAAGAAAAAAGAUCAGUCAUAUAUAAAAUAUUUACCAAGCUAA